Molecule: messenger RNA, 1146 nt
Organism: Canis lupus familiaris (dog)
Lineage: Eukaryota; Metazoa; Chordata; Mammalia; Carnivora; Canidae
Gene: MRPS2
Product: mitochondrial ribosomal protein S2
Exons: 5
Coding region: 1-1128 (375 amino acids)
Biological process (GO): translation
Cellular component (GO): ribosome; mitochondrial small ribosomal subunit
Molecular function (GO): structural constituent of ribosome
Source: RefSeq, a predicted model, not a curated record
AUGGCUCCCGCCGCGACCGCGCCCCGGCUGCUCGGCGCGGGUGUCUGGCCCCGGGCGCUGCGGCCGCCUCUGCUCGGGACGGCGACCCCGGGGCGGGCCCGGCCCGGCGGCAGGACCUUGGCAGGCGCCGCGAUCCCCGCGGUCGGCGAGCCGGAGGGCAGCGCGGAUAUCAGCCACCAUAUCCUCAGUGAGCCUCUCAAGCACUCAGAUUUCUUCAACGUCAAGGAGUUGUUUUCUGUGAGAAGUCUCUUCAACGCCCGGGUGCACCUGGGACACAAAGCCGGCUGUCGGCACAGGUUUAUGGAGCCAUAUAUUUUUGGGAGCCGCCUGGGCCAGGACAUCAUCGACUUGGAACAGACGGCAGUGCACCUGCAGCUGGCAUUGAAUUUCACGGCCCAUGUGGCCUAUCGCAAGGGCAUCAUCUUGUUCGUGAGCCGCAACCGGCAGUUCUCACACCUGAUCGAGACCACAGCCCAGGACUGCGGCGAGUAUGCCCACACCCGCUACUUCAAGGGUGGCCUGCUGACCAACAGCUCUCUCCUCUUGGGCUCCAUGGUCCGCCUGCCGGACCUCAUCAUCUUCUUGCACACACUCAACAACGUCUUCGAGCCCCAUGUGGCUGUGAGAGACGCGGCCAAGAUGCACAUUCCCACGGUGGGCAUCGUGGACACCAACUGCAACCCAUGCCUCAUCACGUACCCCAUCCCUGGCAAUGAUGACUCACCCCCGGCUGUGCACCUCUUCUGCAGGCUCUUCCGGACCACCAUCAACCGGGCCAAGCAGAAGCGGAGGCAGAUUGAGGCCCUGGCUCCACUUGAGACCUUUGGGGCCCAGCAGGCCCACGGAGGACACGCAGCCUGUCCAGAGAGGACCCGGCAGGAAACACGCUUGUCUUGGACUCUGAAAAGCCUCACUCAUGCCUUGAAUCGGGUCCUGUGUGCAUCGGAUGCUCCCAUGCCAGGUGACUUUUCGUUCCCUACCAAACUAUGCCAGGGCCGGGCGGCUUCCUCCACUUCACUGUUUCUGGAGCUGCUUUGUAACCUAAGGCUGCAGGGCAAGUCCCCGCAGAGGAGCACACCCAGGUUGGAACAAACCAGCAAAGCAAACCCCAGGAUUCCCACAGAAUAAAAUUUAGGUUUGAACAAA